GCCAACCAGCCGGCUGGUGGAAGGAGCCUCAUUGGAUGGUUGGGGAAUUUACAUUAUUAAUCAGAUUUCGGCCUGCCCUACUGAUUUUUUUUGUUUGCAGCUAGAAGGAAGUUCGCCCGACGCUGUCUGAGAAGGGUUGAGGUUUUGGCGCUGAGCGGAUCGCUUGGUGUUUGUUGUUUUCGGGAUCAGUCGGUGAGCACAGCUCUACUGUAAAAUUGGAAUAGGCCUGUCCAUUUCCAUAAUUCCUCAUAAAGUUGCUUGUUUGUGAGCUGAAAGAAGCUUUGAGUAAAUCCAAAACCAUUCCAUAUGAGGACUUAAACCCAUGACCUAAUUAAGAAGGAAUUUGCACAAUUUAAGGAACAGAAAGUACAGUCAGUAAGAGCUUCCCAAGGAAGAUUUCUGGGCACUGUCACUAUAGCAAACCACUUCAGAGGUAAAAGCAUCAUGGCUGUACAAAUAACAGUGAUACAGAAAAAAGAAUUUGCAAAUCAGAAAGAAGAUUCUGCUACUAGACUUAGUACUGAAGAGAAAUUGGAAACAAAAGACCAACCAAAUAGUACUUCUGAAUGUUUAACUUGUGUGCAUUGUGAUUUCAAGUAUACCGAUCAUGAAACUUUGGAAAAACAUCUUGGGUCCAUUCAUCCUGAAUUCUCUGAUCGAACAAAUACUGUGCUUUAUCAGAAAAGUGCCAAAUUAUUCCACUGUCAUUUAUGUUUCUUCACAAACAAGGUGUACAGUAAGGUUUACGAUCAUGUCACCACACAGCAUCCAAAGCUGAACAAGAUUGAAAAAACCUUCCAAACAAAAGAACGUCAUGAAGGAGUUGUCAGUGAAGUUGGUAAAACAGUGCGAGCUACAAAAAGAAAGUUAAAAGAGUCCAAAGUAAUUAAGGAAGAAAAACCUGUAAAAAAGCGAAGGGGGCGUAGAAAACGUUCUGAAAUAGCUUCAAAUACAACUGAAGUACAGCCACCACCAGUAAAACCUGCAGAAACCAGUUCAAGCACUGUUGAAGUACAGCCUGUUAAAAGGAGACCCGGAAGACCAAAGCGUAAAGUAGAAGAACCCAAAAAUGUUGAUUUCAACUGUGAAAAAUGUGGCACUAAGUUCAAUACUGCAGAUGAGUUAAAUAUCCAUAACUGUCAGAAGAAAAAGAAGGAUGCCAAUGCUGCACUGUUUGAGUACAGUGAUUCCAGUGGCCAUUACCCAAUACAGCAGGAAUCCACUCGUAAAUCAUCAGCUUCAAAUAAUCCCAAAGAAGUGGUUUCACGCACUAAAAAACGAGCAGCUUUGAAAGGUCCUAGAAAAAGGACAAUUCAAAAAGGUUCUGUAGAGCAGACAGUUUCAAGUAAUCCUAAAGUGGUGCCCCUUUCAAAUGAUCUUGAAGGGCCUUCUGAAGAAAAGGAUUAUGCAAAAAGUUUGCAAGAACAUGUUAAAUAUGUUAGAGGAACGUUUUACUGUAGUUUCUGUAGAUUCCAUUGUAAAAGUAAAAGUAGUGCUCUAUAUCAUGUUGUAAGGGUACAUGACAAACCUUAUCCUUAUCGAUGUACUGAAUGUGGAAGAUGUUUUGUUAUGGACAAGGAGCUUAAAAGGCACAUGUCUGUUCACACUGGCGAAGCUUAUUACAAAUGUUCUAAAUGUGAUUUUGAAUCUGAUUAUGCCAGAGCUUUUAAGAAUCAUGAGAAACAAUGUACCUCCCAGCAGAAAGAUAAUUGUACUGAAAACAUUGAAGCUAAUAAACAGCAGAAUACAGAUCAAGAGAAAAAGUUAAUCCGUUCAGAAUUGCCUUCAGUCCAACCCAAUAGUUCACUUAAAGAAGUAGCACAGUUGCAUGAGAAUUCCUCUCUGAAAAUUCAGUCAUCAGAUGCAGGAAAAAUGCAUUCACAACUGAAUGCUACUAAAAGUCAGACUUCAAAGUUGCAGCUUCCAGAACCUGCAGUGUGUGUGGUGGCUCAUCAAGAUUCUGCACCUUCUUCAACAGAUAAUGUUUUAUCUUGUUUUGAAUGUGGAAAGACAUUUGAAGAGCAGGACAUGUUCCAGAAGCACAAACUUCUCCAUUCUGUACAAAAGCCACCAACCUGUAAGCUCACUCAUGAUGAUUUACCAAACCUGAGCGAUGACACAGAAAAAAAGCAUGCAGAACAAAAAUCAUUCAACUGCGAUAGCUGUAAUGUUCAGUAUCAGAGCAAAGAAGAUUUACAGCAUCAUCUGAAUAUUCAUAAACCAAAUACUCAAGGCAAAACCUUUAAUUGUGAGACCUGCAGCAGCAAGUUUGAGAAACAAAUUGAUCUCCGUGAUCACCUCAAAAUUCACAAGCAAAAUAUUUCAAAGACUAAUCAGUCUAAUGUCACUGAUAACCGAAUGCUUUACAAAUGUAAUUAUUGUUCUUAUAGCACAUACCUGUUUGUCAAUUACAUAGGCCAUGUCAGAAUAGCUCACACAAAAAAUUUCCCCAUUCAUUGUUCAUUUUGUGGAGAUGGGUUUCAGCUUCCAGCUGAGUUAAAAAAACAUACUUGUCAGCAGAUUCAAGGUGCCAAUGUCAUAUCUAAUCAAGGUGAUGAGUAGAAUAAUAUGCAUUUUAAAGGGGAAAAUGCUCCAGUUCCCAGCACUAAAUCCCUCAUCUUCCUAUAUAUAGCUAAUCUCUAUUAAAGUUCUUUAAUUUAAAAUGCUUGCUUUCUUUGAAAUUUUACAGAAUUACAGGACAAUGAAGCAAAUUAAUUGUAAAUGUUUGAAAUAUGUUUUUUUCACUGCUUUUGUUUCCUUUUUAAUGUCCUGGAUCAGUUGAAAAUGUGGAAUUAUGUUUUCUUUAGUUAAUGCAAGCAGGUAAUUUUUUUUCAAAUAUAAAAUUUCAUUCUUCAAUUUCUACUAACAUUGACUUUCACAUAAUUAGGUAACUGAACGAGCAUGCACUUCAUUGUUGAAUUGUUUAUAUGCCAAAUGCACCCUACCUAUUUUUGUCUACCUUUGUUUUCUUCUUUCAUUUCUGGAGUAGUUAUGAAUAGAGGUUUUUUUUUCGUUUUAAUUGGCAAUACAUUUCAUUGCCUGGUUAUGCUGCUUGGCAAAUUUUCCAAUAUGGUGUUGUUCUGUAUGCAGUUGAUUAGUCUGUUUGAGUUAACUAAGCUUUCAAUAUAACGUUUUGUUUUAGAACAUAAUUUUCUUAAUUCUCUAUUUUCAUAUUCUGGUUAUUGCCUAACAUAUUAUACGAUAUGUGUGGAAACAAAUUCCAGGCAUAUGUGUGUGUGUGUGUGUGGAAUUCAGUGAAAAAGCUUAACAAUUCACAAAAGGUUUAGCAGGUUCUUUAUAAGCAUCUAGGACCCAAGUGCGGUUGCCAAGGGAUUUUAUGUUUUCAGUAACAGUCUAGAUGUUUGCUUAUUGUACAGACUUUUAAUUUUGUAUUAAAGACCUCUGCUGGUUAAGUGUGUAUUUUUACUGAAAGUUUAAAAAUUUACUUUCAGUUUUUUAAAAAAGUUAUAGGUAAAAUCUUUGUGUAUUCUGUAACUGUAUUAGUCACAAACUAUUAAGAAAAUCUGGUGCUGCGUCUCGCAGAGAUAAUUUCAAUACUUUUUUUAGCAGUGACUUGUUUUUUCAACAAUAAUUAUUUUGCAGUGCAUUUAUGUAUGUAACAAAUCUUUAACAGCAAAAUAUAGAUGUUUUCUGUUAAUCAAAUUAAAAAAAAUCAAAA
Molecule: messenger RNA, 3679 nt
Organism: Hemiscyllium ocellatum (epaulette shark)
Lineage: Eukaryota; Metazoa; Chordata; Chondrichthyes; Orectolobiformes; Hemiscylliidae
Product: zinc finger protein 91-like
Exons: 2
Coding region: 445-2562 (705 amino acids)
Biological process (GO): regulation of transcription by RNA polymerase II
Cellular component (GO): nucleus
Molecular function (GO): RNA polymerase II transcription regulatory region sequence-specific DNA binding; DNA-binding transcription factor activity, RNA polymerase II-specific
Source: RefSeq, a predicted model, not a curated record